Molecule: messenger RNA, 2588 nt
Organism: Lampris incognitus (smalleye Pacific opah)
Lineage: Eukaryota; Metazoa; Chordata; Actinopteri; Lampriformes; Lampridae
Gene: rxylt1
Product: ribitol xylosyltransferase 1
Exons: 6
Coding region: 91-1416 (441 amino acids)
Biological process (GO): protein O-linked glycosylation via mannose
Cellular component (GO): Golgi apparatus
Molecular function (GO): ribitol beta-1,4-xylosyltransferase activity
Source: RefSeq, a predicted model, not a curated record
UCCUCGCGUUGUAAACAGUAGAAUAAGGCUUGGCUUUUACGGUAGAGACGAAAUACACAAUGGUGACGUGAGAGAAAACAAACCGCAAAAAUGAAAAUACCUAAAAGAAAAUUGUUUCUUCUGAUAUUUUUUGCUUACGUUGCAUUUUCACUGUAUGCUGCAUACAAUGUCUUUUUUAGCACCAGAGUCAUCUCCCGUGUCCACAGGGUGGUGAAGAAAGAGACGGGAGCGCCUUCAGGCGGUGUUAGAGAUGGCGGUGCUUUUGCACCAUUAGAAAAUGAAGAAUGGAAUCCAUGGGAGGACGAGCAGGUGGAUUACAAUUCUGCCCUGCAAAAAAAAAGAGAUGCUUUCAAACAGUACCUUGGACGAAUUAACAGGAACAAGCCUAAAAGAUACAAGGUUCAAAUCUGGGGUAAAGCUGCCAUUGGACUUUAUCUUUGGGAGCAUAUUUUAGAAGGGCCCCUCAAUCCUACAGACAAGGUAGCACAAUGGAGAGAAGGGGGGAUUCAGUUAGGAAAAAUUGAUUUCAGUUUCUACACAGGUCCUGCAGUAGUCCAGGGCCACGUACCUCUGGACAUGAAUAGCCUGGUUCUGGUCCUGAAUGGGCGUGAGCAGCAAAAAAUCUCCUACUCUACUCGGUGGCUGGAACACGUCCAUACCCUGGUACAGGCCCACACUGUGUCUCAUGUUGCUGUGGUGCUGCUGGGAAAUGAGCAAUGCGCCAAUGACUGGAUCAGCCCCUACCUCAAGAGGAAUGGAGGUUUUGUGGACCUGUUGUUUCUGGUAUAUGAUAGCCCUUGGGUCAACGACAAGGAUGUCUUCCAGUGGCCCCUUGGUGUUGCCACAUAUAGGCAGUUCCCCAUGGUCAAACCGAAUGCCCAGAUGAUCACAUCUAGCAGGCCAUACCUCUGCAAUUUCUUAGGAACCAUUUACAAAAACUCAUCCAGAGAAACACUAAUGCAGGUCCUGAACCAAGGUGGUGUGAAUGAGUGCAUCACUGCUGCCAGGGUUAAGUGGCUCCCUCAGGAGACAGCAGACAGUCUGAGACAUUACCAGACAGCUCUGGCCCAGAGCGAGCUGACACUCUGCCCGGUAGGGGUCAACACGGAGUGCUAUCGGAUCUACGAGGCUUGUGCUUAUGGCUCUAUCCCCGUCGUUGAAGAUGUACAGACGCCUGGGGCCUGUGCGGACAGUCCUAGCUCCCCACUGCGUCUGCUCAAAGCUGCGGGAGCUCCCUUCAUCUUCCUCAAAGACUGGAAGGAGCUGCCGGCUAUUCUGGAGAAGGAGCGAGAGAUGAGCCAGAAGCAGCGGCUUGACAGGAGGAGGAGGCUGAUGGAGUGGUACACCAGCUUCCGUCAGCAGAUGAAAGAGAGGUUCACUGAAGUCAUAGAGGAGACAUUCUUUAAAAGUGUCUGACAGUGGUGCUUAAAUAAACCAUAAAAAAUCUACCAGGGUUUGACACUGAUUUUAAUUUAUUGUGUGGUGUAUGGAGAAAUGCUAUAGUAGUGUUGUGGUCCUAUUGAUGUGUUGUACAAUAUUCCUGUGCAGGUGAUUUGACAGUAUUUGUGUUUUUGUAGAAAUGAACAAAUGCUUUUGGUAAAAUCUCUUCAAAGUGCUCAGAAAAUAUUACCGCGUGUUUACCAUUUUAAUGGUUACAGUGGUGUAGUGUCAAGAUGAUUGACGCAACAAAUUUUGAACUACCUUUCUGUUUUGACGUACUCCAUAUAUUAUUUAGAAUGUCUUUUUUUCAUCUGAUUUUACAGAAUUUAUAUUGUUAUUUUAAGUGUACAGCGGCCUCCAUCACAAAGCAGGAUUACUGGAGAUGACUGGAUAACUUGGCCGAGUGAAGUCCGGUAUCCCCUAAAUAAGGGAACAUGGACUGAAGUGAAAAGAGCUGCUCUUGGUUUUGCUCAGUGACGUUAUCUGGCUAAGUUAGUUAUCCUGCUUUGUGGUACAGGUCCGAGAUCUUCUGGAGGAAAUAUUUUCCGUGGUCUCUAGUUUGAUUUAGCUGAAUUGUUUUUGUUUUUCUGGCCUUAUAUUGAAAUAUUAUAAUGUGUCUAAUUGACAUUGUGUAAGAGUUUGAAAAUUGAUAUUGUCACUGUGACGUUUGUUGCUCCCGGGGAACAAUCAUGACAUUUUUGGCUUGCUGUCAAGCUAUUUACUAUCGUGGUGCAUGGAUUUCGAAAUUGAAAUAGUCGAUUGUGUUGAUCAGAAAAAUUAUCAUCCAUCGGAAUUGCCCGUCUUGUUCCUCUUGUGCCCAGCAGAGGGCGAUGUAGACCACGUAAUUCUCAGUUGUAUACAUUUUAUGGCACUUCUCCAGUUAAGUAAUAUGAACGCAUAAAACAGCCCCAGUAAUCUCAAGAUGCUUCUGUUCCAACUUAACAUCUUCGUACUUUUAGUUGAAAAUUAAAAAAUAAAAUCGCUCAUUCAUUAAUGUGUAGGUGAUUAUAUAAUCAUGUAAGCCAUAAGAAAAUAGUAUGUCAAGUUUAUGGACGCAAAUUUCGCGACAGAGUAAGUUUGCCUCUUGUUCCAAAGUCAUCAAUUUAACAGCAAAAUUGCCCUGCUAACUUGGAAAUUAAAAACGUGUC